Schistocerca serialis cubense is the source of this 1553-nucleotide messenger RNA. Its product is annotated as phosphate carrier protein, mitochondrial-like. The coding region runs from base 109 to 1182 and encodes 357 amino acids. Gene Ontology annotation, biological process: mitochondrial phosphate ion transmembrane transport. Gene Ontology annotation, molecular function: phosphate transmembrane transporter activity. The record is from RefSeq and is a predicted model, not a curated record. NCBI's taxonomy places the organism in Eukaryota, Metazoa, Arthropoda, Insecta, Orthoptera, Acrididae. The transcript is spliced from 7 exons. Gene Ontology annotation, cellular component: mitochondrial inner membrane.
UCGCCUUGCGUAAGAGUUCUUACAACCUUGCGGCAGAAGUGGUGCUAUUCGGGAGAGAGGGUUUAGGAUAGGCUGAUUUAGGCUUUAAGUGGUACUAAAUUCCAAAUUAUGUUUAAUUCUUUGCUAGAGGCCGCGAAGGGAAAUCCUUUUGGUUUUCCAUUAGGAACUGCGUCAUGCGAUGGUAGUAUUGGCGUAAAACAUGGAAGGGAGAUUGCUGCGGCUUCUACAGAUGCCCCUGUUGGAGACUCCUGUGAAUUUGGUUCUCCAAAAUAUUUUGCGUUGUGUGGGCUUGGUGGUAUUUUGUCCUGUGGAAUCACACACACAAUGGUUGUUCCACUUGAUCUGGUUAAAUGUCGUAUUCAGGUUGACCCCGCAAAAUAUAAAUCAAUAAUAAACGGUUUCAAGGUGACAUUGAAAGAGGAUGGAACACGUGGUUUGGCCAAAGGAUGGGCACCCACAUUUAUUGGAUACUCGAUGCAAGGUCUUUGUAAAUUUGGCUUCUAUGAGGUUUUCAAAGUUUUGUAUUCAGACAUGUUGGGAGAAGAAAAUACAUAUUUGUGGCGCACAUCACUUUACCUUGCUGCGUCAGCUUCUGCAGAGUUUUUUGCUGACAUUGCUCUCAGUCCAAUGGAGGCCGUGAAGGUUAGGAUUCAAACGCAACCAGGAUUCGUAUCAACUUUAAGACAAGCUGUACCAAUUAUGUACCGAGAAGAAGGAUUAAAUAGCUUCUACAAAAGUCUUGUUCCCCUUUGGAUGAGGCAGAUUCCUUACACUAUGAUGAAGUUUGCCUGUUUUGAAAGAACAAUUGAAGCUUUGUACAAAUUUGUAGUACCAAAGCCAAGAUCAGAGUGUACGAAAGGAGAGCAGUUAGUUGUAACAUUUGCUGCAGGAUACAUAGCUGGAGUUUUCUGUGCAAUAGUAUCCCAUCCAGCUGACACUGUAGUUUCGAAGCUUAAUCAAGAAAAGGGAUCCACUGCCAUUGAAGCAGCCAAGAAACUAGGCUUUGCUGGUUUGUGGAAAGGCUUGACACCAAGGAUAAUAAUGAUUGGUACCCUAACUGCUGCUCAGUGGUUUAUUUAUGACGCUGUGAAAGUAUACCUCCGUCUUCCAAGGCCACCUCCUCCAGAGAUGCCAGAGUCGCUGAAGAAGAAGUUGGCAGCCCAGGAAGUGAAAUCUGAAUAGUCUUUGAUGACCACUUCAGAGAGAAUAGAAUUUGCAGAAUGUAUUUAGUUUACGUGUAUACAGUGCAAACCAGACGUCAGUAGGUUAUUAAUUGAACAAAAUUCUUGUGUAGGAAAUAAAUUCAGUAUUAGUUACUUUGUAAAACAAUUUAAUGCAAUUAUUUAUAGUGAAAUGAGCGCUGCAGAUUUUUAAGGCUUGUACAUUCCAUUUUGGUCCGUUCAGAGAUUUUAUGCAUUUUGGUAUUGUUGUGCACUGUAGAAAGUGUUAAACUUUUAAAAAGUAGGAGAUUUCUUUAAGAAUACUGUGAUCAUGUAUUGAUACUGAUCUGUUACAUUGUUUUACAUUAUGGCAAUAAAUUCGUGGAACUGUCA